CCGGAAGUGGUUGUCCGUGGGUCUUUGGGCUCUAAGGAACGUUUCUGGCUUCGUCUCCAGGGUGACAGAGGGGCUCGUUGCGGGCGGGUGCCAGUUGUUGCCAUGGUGUUUUACUUCACGUCCAGCGUUGUCCCCUCUGCUUACACCAUUUAUAUGGGAAAAGAUAAAUAUGAAAAUGAAGACCUAAUAAAGUAUGGCUGGCCAGAAGAUAUUUGGUUUCAUGUGGACAAGCUCUCCUCUGCUCAUGUCUACCUCAGGCUACACAAGGGGCAAACAAUGGAUGACAUUCCCAAAGAGGUUUUGAUAGAUUGUGCACACCUGGUGAAGGCCAACAGCAUUCAAGGCUGCAAAAUGAGCAGUGUCAACGUUGUCUACACCCCAUGGACUAAUCUAAAGAAAACAGCAGACAUGGAUGUGGGACAGAUCGGGUUCCACAGACAGAAGGAUGUGAAGAUGUUAACAGUGGAGAAGAAAGUGAAUGAGAUCUUGAACCGACUGGAGAAAACCAAAACGGAGCGAUUCCCAGACCUGGCUGCCGAGCAGGAAGCCCGUGACCGAGAGGAGAGGAAUGAGAAGAAGGCCCAGAUCCAGGAGAUGAAGCGGAAGGAGAAGGAGGAGAUGAAGAAGAAGAAAGAGAUGGAAGAGCUUCGAAAUUACUCUUCCUUAAUGAAGGCUGAAAACAUGUCCUCGAAUCAGGAAGGCUAUGACUCGGAUGACUUCAUGUAAACCAAGAUGCUCACCUUCCAGAAGACGAAGAUGGACUUUGACAUCUUAUCUCUUUGACGUGGAUGCUAAAAACAAGCAAGCAAACUUGGGCGUCUCCACACUUGUUUCCUUGUUGGCAGCGUCUGGGAGGAGGUGGUCUGAUCCUCGACAGAGCCUCCCCUGGGAGGCUCUAAGAACAUGAGUUCUGUCUUUUGAGCCACUAUGAUGUGUGUAUUAUCUGGGUAUGGGAAGGAGAAGGCUGUAUUUGAAAGCAGUUGAGGCAAGGAGGCACUGCUUCUGCCUUAAGUCUCCCUUUGGAACAGACCAGCUUGGAACGUUUUGCUGUUAGAACUGCUGACCUGAGGACAUCAUCCUCAUCUUAUGGGGUGGGGGGCUAUCCUCCCCCUUUUUUGCUAGUUUUGUAGUGCACCAGAAUUUUGCUAUUGAUCAACUCCACAAAGAUUUAAGCUUUGCAUAGCUGUUUCUCCAGAGUUUAAAAAGGCUUGCCUGGAUCCUAUGCACAUCAAUGCCGCAACCUCCACCACUCCCAUUAAUUAAUUAACCCAUAGUCCAGACUCAAGCAUGUGUUACAACCCAGGAGUUGGGGCAAAGUGUACAGCAUCAGAAGUUAGUGAAGAGCAGACAGCUCUAACAAGUCAACCAAUCCUCAGAGUGUUGUUCAUUCAACCUAUGUAGCCAUAUUGGAUGUCUGCUUUCACCUCAAGCACUCUGCAAAGCCCAGCAUUGCUUUUUGUUUGGCUUGAGAUAAAGCAGCAUGUGCCUUGAGCUUCUGGCUUGUUUUCCUUUGUCAUCUUUCCCCAAUCCCACCCAUUGUGUUUGCACGUGCAGGAAAGUUCCAGACCUGUACCCAAAGAACUGGCACUCUCUCCCCCACACACAUCCUCACUGUGCAGGCCUUCAGAGCAUUUGAGCACUUUCUUGUUCUCUGUGGUAGCUGCACUCGGGAAAUGUUCUCUGCAGUUUCCCACCACAGCAAGCCUUAUGCCUGGCCUACCUGCCUACACAAGCAGUUGUAAUGAGAUGGCAGGGAGUGGUGGUGGAGGAGAUAGACUGGACUGCGCCACUUCAAACUGCCGGUGAGGGAUCACAUCGUUCACAGUUCCCCCACAGUAAUAUAUCCGUGUGAAUGAUACAGCCUAUGAAAAGCUAAGUUAGACUUGGGAGAAAUAGUCUAGCCUAGCUCUUUGUAUGUUGUGCCAGUUUGCUAUUUACAGGGAAUUAAUGUGGAGGAACUGCAAACAGUGUAGUCCUUUCUUCUAGUCUGAAGUAGUAAAGUCUGUCCUACAUCUCUGAAUUCCUCCACCUCAUUGUGCUACACGUGUUAGACCAGACCUUUCCUCACCUUAAAAAAAAACCCCUUUUCCCCUUGUAUUUUUCUUAGUGUAAUUGGGCCUUCUCAUGAGUUUUCCCAUGCAUCCCUGAUGGAAUGAAUAAAAGGUUUGGGUAGCUUCAAGGAGGCCUCUACUACAUAUGAGUACAAUUGCUGCUUGGUUUGUCUUGGUGACGAGCAUGUGGUGGACUCCUUCCUGCAUUGUUUAAAUUAUACUGAGCGAGCAUGUUGCAGUUGUUCUUUUAAGCAUUCUUUGGCUUUGGGGUGGAAGGUGCUGGCUGUUGCUGUUUCUGAUCAGCCCUUGCAACACUGAAAAAACCUGGGUUGGAUUGCAUGGUUCCAGUUUGCUGCAGCACACAAAUGAUGCCGUGUCGGGGAACGUUCCAUAUGCUGGGGGGGGGGAAGGGCUGCUGUUAGUGGCCUGGACCCAUGACAUCCCCUUUGUGUUCAAUCCCAGCCUUUCCAUCACAGAGUACAGAGAACAGCUCAAGGGUGGAGCUUCAGCCCACUCCAGUUUUCGCCAUUGUUGCUGGUCUGGUUCCUAAAUAGUCUUCAGAGGACCCUUCUAAGCAGUUCAAGGUUCUGAAGAGUUGCAGCAGAUUCAACUGUUGUACAAACUACAUCAUCCAGUGGCAAGUUCUAAGAAACGUGAGACGGUAACAUUGGUUAUGCUGCUUGUUCUGUUCCUGGCAUAGUAUACAGAAGAUUUGUGGCAGAGAUGAUCCUCAGCAAGAAGACUCUGCCUCUGAAGGCAUGGACAGCGCCGUCAAGAGUCUCCUUUUAAGAGAAGGAACAAGAGCACUAGUUACUUGGGAAUGUCUGGAGCUGCUUCCAUGUGCAGGUGCAUAAUCUACAUACGUCAGAGAACAAUGGUUAUAGUUUUUUUUCCUAUGAACCUCGUUGCAAGCUGUUUCUUCCCAAUAUUGGCUGUUUCUGGUUCCCAGGAUGCACUUUGGACCCCUCCUUUAAGCUUGGAGCUGGUGGGAAAGUGUCUGCCUCCCAAAAUCUGUAGUGUUACAUGAAUGCUAUUAUGCUUAAGAGUGAUCAUGGUGAAGACUGCAACAGCCAUGUACAUACACUAGAAUUAAAUAUGCUGCUUUGUUGAAAAGGGCCUGUAUUCGCUGUAUUAAAAUGGGAACAAGGGGGUGUGGAGAAAUGUCUGCAUCCUAGGUAACUGUGAGGCUGCUGUCAGAGAUGAUGAUUUAUUGAUAAUAUACUUAGCAUUGUUGCAGCACUUUAGAUUUUACAUUUUUUCCAAUUUUAGGUUGUUCAGAACAUCUCACAUGUUUUGUUGCCAUGCUUAGAACAAGCCUGCAAGGUAGGGCUGUAUGAUUAUCCCUCCGUAUCGGGAGUGGCUGGCCUGAGGCCACCUAGUGAGUUCAUGGCAGAGGUGAGAUUUGAACCAGCAGCUUCCUGCUUCAUCUCUCACCUGCUACAGCAGCACUAACGCUGAUCCCAUUGUCAUGCAAAUUCCCACAACGGUUUAGCUCACUUCUGAGCUUGUUUGCAGGCUACAAUUUCUGCAUAUGUGAUUAAUUCUGAUCCUCUUUUGCUUUCCCUCCAAGCCUCACUGUGAAUAAGUGGGAACGCUGACCUAUGUAUGUUUAAAACUUCAAGAAGAUGCAAUUUUUUGUUUUUAGAUACUGCAGAUCCUGCAGUCAGUGAAUUUUACUGAUAAAAUAGAUGGCCAUUGUUAAUCUCUCAAUUUAUUCUCCUUAAGCUGUUAAUGGAAGUGAUAGGGAGGCUUGUGGAGCAUUUCAGUUCAAUCCCCUGACCACUUCUCAGACGUGUUCUGGUUUGUAAGACUUUGCUCACAUGUUUGGAAAAUACCUAUAGACAGCAGGGCUUGAAAUCCUUUAGAGGAAGAACAACCCAAGCAAAAUUCUUAGGGAAGUAAAUGCCAAUACCUGAGUGUGCAUUCAAUUGUGAAUGUCCAGAAUCUCCACAACAGGGUUGGUUGGUAGCCUUCCUAGAAAACUAAAGGGCAGUAACGAGAAAAGGGACAGUGGCCAUGGAUGUUGUAGAGCUGGGGAGGACCCUUAGCAUAUGCUUAGCGCAUAAAAAGAUUCAUCUUUGGCAUCUGGCUACACUGUUGCUUGUGUGCCAGCAAGAAUGGUUAGUUUUCAGCCACAUAGACCAGCGGUCAGACUCUAAGAGGCAGCUUUGUAUUCGAGAAAGGGACUGGUAAGUUUGGUUUUAGAGUUCGUUUAUAGCAAGCUACCCCUGUAAAUUUCCCCACAGCAUUUCCUGUCACUACACUACGUAGCAUGUUGGCGCAUCCUCUGAAUGAGAGAUACUUGGAGACACGUUGGUUUCAGAGCCCCUUAAAAUGCACUGAGGGGGACUGGAGUUUGGCCAGAGGUGUCCUGCUAAAACGAGGUUCGCCCAAGCCCCAGGACAUCUGGCUGGCCGCACGGAAACAGGAUGCUGAACUAGAGGAACCUUUGGACUGAGGCAGCAGAGCAGUUCCUAGAUUUUUACCCUUUGUGUGUUGUGUAAUAAGGGAAACAAUUUGUUUUUAUUUGAGCUCCAGUAGAUUAAGAAAAUCUGUAUGCAUGACCUUUUCCCCCUAAAACCACUGUUUACUGAGGCUUUUCACUUUGCAAAAAUAAAGUAACUUGCACAAUUUGGAUCACGCACA
This is a messenger RNA of Eublepharis macularius, 4697 nucleotides long. It is a transcript of the gene CCDC25, whose product is annotated as coiled-coil domain containing 25. The transcript is spliced from 9 exons. The record is from RefSeq and is a predicted model, not a curated record. NCBI's taxonomy places the organism in Eukaryota, Metazoa, Chordata, Lepidosauria, Squamata, Eublepharidae. The coding region runs from base 103 to 726 and encodes 207 amino acids.